AUGGCGAGUGGAUUCUGGGUAGAGAAAAUGACGGACCGUGCUCGUUUGAUCUCGGCUUUUAUUACUCCCUUUGGGAUCUUUGAGUGGAAUCGGAUGCCCUUCGGCUUGAAGAAUGCGCCCCAGCUCUAUCAACGUAUGAUCGAUAACGUGCUGUAUGGAUUCACUCGGAUCCUGAAAUCUGAAGGCUAUGGAAGUACUUUGGAUGUGUUUGAGGAUGGGGAACCGGUGGGUCCGGGCAAGCCAUCGAUGCUUGGCCGUAGAUCAUACAUCGACGACAUUCUGGUCUCAGCCAAUAACUGGGAUCAACUAUGUGAUCGAGUUGGGGUUUACUCGAAGUGUGUGAUGAGUGGAAUCCGUCGAUCAAGCUUUUGGGGAAUACCUAAAGUGGAAUAUCUCGGUCAUAAGGUCUCCCACAAUUCACUGGAGGCGAAUCCGAAAGUCCUGUCGGUGUUGACUGAUCUAGCAUUUCCAGGAUCACUUAGGGCCAUACAGUCAUUUCUGGGAAGUUUGAACUAUUACAGCCGAUUCAUUGAAGACUAUGUGGUCUAUGCGUCGGUGGAGUAUGUGGAUCAAGGAUCACAGGAAGAUCAAGCGAUCGACCACCAAAACACCUUGGAUCUGGAGGCACAAGAUCUCACUGAAGUGAAUCCGCGUUGGAUCCAUGCGUACCGGUCUUUCAGGGUGCUUAAAUCCAAGAUCACCACUACUCCGAUCUUGCGGCACUUUGAUCCGGAUCGAAGGGCUACGGUUGUGGUGUAUGGCAGUGACUGGACCGUCUCAGGAUCGUUGAUGCAGGAAUAUGACAAGGUCUACUGCCCCGUGAUGUUUGCAAGCCGUACCUUGACGUCAAAAGAGCUGAAUUAUGGCAUCUCGGAGAAGGAUGUAUUGGCCUUGCUGCGGAUCCUAGAUCUCAACUACAAUGCCUUGGUCGGACGUCUGAUCCGUGUGUUGACCCGACAUUCCACUCUGGUGUGGCUUUUCAGAUCCACAGCCUUGCUGUGGCGGUUAGGUCAGUGGCUGUCGCCAUGGACUCUCGAGAUCACCAAGUGCGUCAAGGGCGAAGAUGAGAUCCUGGGAGCAUUGGCGGCGAAUAUCACACCUAGCUCAAAGGUAGAUAAUGCGUUAAUCUCGAUUGUCCCAAAAAAGGAGGCAAAACGUAAACUCCAGGCUCCGAUCCCCACUAUUGGACGCGAUGAGGAUCUAUACGUCGUUAGCUUCGACGUAUCAGCUCGUGUCAAGGGAGGUGGAGGCGCCUACAGGGCGAUCUUGUGGGAGCUGCCUGAAUGGAGGAUCUGGAUACGCCGAAGGUUUGACAACGAACGAGGCGGAAUACCAUGGAUUGUUGCUAUGUUGGAAAAUCUGGAUCCACGACGUCUGGUGAUCUGCGGAGACUCGAACCUGGUGAUCCGACAAGUACGAAGUGAGAUUGAUUGUAAUGGACCGGAUUUGACACUGUUACGUCAGCGGGCUUUGGAUCGACUAUAUACUUGGCCGGAUCACGAGCUGUUCCAUGAUAAAGGGGAUUGGAAUGGGAUCUGGAAAGAGAUCCAGGAUCUAGUGACCUUGAACCGGUUGGUCGAAAUCCUGGCAGUGAAGACCGAAGACGAAAUCGCACAGAUAUCUGCGGUAACGACCUUUUCUAAGGCUAGAUUUGGAGUGCGCAUGGGAUCUGAUCCAGGUUCAUUGCGUGAGAAACUUGGGAGAGAACUGCGGAUCGAGCGGACCUGGCAAGCACAAGAUGAGGAGUCUUGGAUCGCAGGACUGAAGAAGUAUUUGGUUGGGAAGAUCCCAGAUCUGAUACAAGAAAAAGCUAAGGUGUUUGGAUCUUUUACCACGAAUUAUGAAGUGGAUCAGUCCGAUCUACUCUUUUACCACCCGACAACAAAGGAGGCCACUGCGGAUCGAGACAAGCUGAUGCAAUUGGUGGUGCCUGAGACGCUUCAACAAGAUAUUUUUCAUCACUAUCACACGAGUCUGCAGGGUGGCCAUCAAGGAAUAGGUCGACCCUAUGAUUGGAUCCGCGAUCCUUCCCACUGGAGAGGCCUAUAUAAGCGCGUACAGCGAUAUGUGGGAGAAUGUGUCGAUUGCGAAACAGGCAAAGGACGGUCUCGGAUCCCGGGUGAGUCACCUGGUAACCUGCAGGCAACAUACCCGUUCCAGAUCAUUGCCAUGGAUCACAUACCUUCGCUGCCUAGAUCUUGGAAUGGUAACACAGAGUUGCUGAUAUUCGUACAUCUAUUCUCGGGAUAUGUGAUCGCCAAGGCCAACGCCUCUAGAUCUGCGCAGACGAUCGCUGAGACUUACGAAGAAUGCGUCUUCCGCAGAUUUGGUGCGAGCGAGGUGACCUGGCAUGAUCAAGAGCCAGGUUUCAUGUCCGACUUCUUCAAGUCCUUCAUCAAAAUCUUAGAUCAACGGCAACGUGCUACUAUGGCUUAUCGACCCCAAGCCAAUGGAUCCGCAGAGCGUAGAGUCCAGACGACCACCAGAGCUCUUAAAAUGAUUUGGAUCAACGUGAUGGGGAUGAAUAUGCCGAACGGCUACCUUCGCGAUCAACACCGCAAGGGACCGGAUCCGGGCGGUGAUCCCGAUGGGGAGCACUCUCAGGCACGACCGAGAUCCAAGAAGGUGGCGAUAUCGGAUGCAAAAUACGCCCACAUCCUGUGGAGUCUGGAUCAAGAUUUUGGUUGUACUUGGAUCGAGUCGCGUGAAAAAUAUGCUAAGAAACUGGCAUACUUAUGGCAUGGGCCAUUUCGCGUCGCCGAGAAGAUGGGGGAAUAUGCAGUGAGAUCCCGCUUCGCCACAAUGGUGCGCGUCUCGAAGUUCAAAACGGUCAGGAUUUUUCCAGAUCUACCUGCAGCUCGCCUAGAGGAGUCGAGUGCAGAUCGGGUUGAUUUCGAUUAUGCAGUUGGAUUCAAGAUCGAGACCCCGAUGAAUAUGAAGUAG
Messenger RNA from Phytophthora megakarya, 2943 nucleotides. Lineage: Eukaryota; Oomycota; Peronosporomycetes; Peronosporales; Peronosporaceae. The record is from the annotation of a GenBank genome assembly.